Eupeodes corollae is the source of this 3354-nucleotide messenger RNA. RefSeq names its product slo-interacting protein 1-like. The record is from RefSeq and is a predicted model, not a curated record. The transcript has 8 exons. Gene Ontology annotation, molecular function: protein binding. The coding region runs from base 791 to 3064 and encodes 757 amino acids. Lineage: Eukaryota; Metazoa; Arthropoda; Insecta; Diptera; Syrphidae.
UUAUGUUGCCUGAACCUGCCCAAUAACUUCCUAUAGGAAAUAAAUUAAUGUCUGCUACGACGAAAAGUGACAUAUUUUUUUAAUUUUGUUAGUGAAAUGUCAGAAUUUAAAGUCAUAAAUAGCUACGGCGUGCUACAAAUAUAGCAAAAACAAAAUCUUUAGAACUCGGUUCCAUUCGAAUUUAUUUAUUUUAGAACUUUGUUGAGAAAUUGUUCGUAAAAAUACGGAAACCUCUGAGCUCUUACAAAUAUAAAUUUCUCAAUUGAAAUCCAACCACCUUAGCUCAUAUCAAACAGUUCGUAUUUGCAUAGCAAUUUUGUAUAAAUUUAAAAACAUUAAUUAUUAAUUUUGUUGCAUAAAAACAAGUAUUGGUUGAUUCAUUAAUUAAAUUUCAGUAAGAAACUUAAAUCAAGAAAAAUUAUUGUUCAUGGUGCUAAAUACCAAAUGUGUAAAAACAAACAAAAUAAAAGAACAUCAUUUGUUGGCCGUUUCGAGAAUGGUUUGAGUUCAGCUAGCCUACUGCCACACAACUGAACCAACAAUAUUAUCAUAUUCAGCCAUACAUAUCUGCCUGCACAUAUCCCUACGUCUAUUGCUAUACCUGACUCCUUUUGAUGUACAUAUGUAUAUUUUGGUCAUGUGCAGCACGAAUUCCUUAAUCGGGAUUUUUAUAGUCAACAUUACAUCAUUUUACGCCCGAAAAAUUGGCUUUAUUUUUUUUAAAUAGUUUUGAAAAACUCUUUUUAAAAAUAUUAAAUAAUUAAAUUAUAAUACAUAAACAAAAACCACGAUGUCGUGUUUUAAUUUUAUUAUCAUGAAGGUUAAUGGCGCAGAUGUCAGCAAUUUACCAUACGAAGAUGCAGUUCAAUUAUUUUUAAACGCCGAAGAACCAAUUAUCGUAGAAGUCCGCAGAAAAUGCCUGAGCGAAAACAAUAAAUUGAGCUUCUUCAACUAUGAUGAUGAUUCUCCGUACAAAUCGCCAACUUUGGCCGUAAUAGCGUCCUCAUCAUCGGCGUCCACAUCAAAUUCUCCAUUGCUCCCCCAUUUUCGAAAGGAUAAUAUUGAUGCUGUACCUUUAUCACCAAAUAAACAAAAGCCAGCUUUUGCAUCGGUUUCGUGUCAAACUGAUUUAAGUACUUUUGAUGAUGAAUUCAAUGAAGUUAUAUUCAUGAAUGAUGAUGAUUCGAAGAGUGGAGUAUUUUAUCGGAGAAAAUCUAAACCAACAACAAUAAUGGAUGUCAUGGCAGACAAUGUUGAUGAUUAUCUAAAGACCGAAUUCGAUUUUGAGGAAAUCACUUUAAAAAAAUCAAGAAGUGCUGAAAAUCUUGGAUUUACCAUUAGUUACAGCACCGAUGAUUUCUUGGCAUCUAAUUCUGGUUCAGAUGAAAAUGACGACGAUGGUGGAUGCAUCAAGGAGGACAUAAAAUUAAAAUACGACAAGGACAAGGAGUACAAUUUGUUAAAUGAAAAAUGUGCUCCCAGGUUUAAGAUUUAUGUAAGUGACAUUGUGCCGAAUAGUUUAGCAGAUCAAGAUGGACGAUUACGUCAGGGCGAUCGAAUACUUCAAAUUAAUGGACAAAAUGUACUCGAGAAAAUUGAUCCCGAUAGUUUAUUGACUGAGAAUAAAUAUUCAGUAAAAAUUUUGGUUAGUCGAUAUGCUUUUGCUGGUGAUGAUGAUUUUCUUGACUCAGCUGUAUAUUGUGAUGAUAAAGAAUGCCAAUUAGAUAAACUCGUAUCAUCAAAUGAAUACGAAUGCGAACAAAACAGCUUUUCCUCGUCGGCAAAAUCAUCAUGGAUGAUACCAUCAAAGCAUGGUCAAGCGCUUCCCCACUCAUCAGCAACUUUCACCGGUAAAACUAGCUCCGUCAAUACUUGCAACACAGCAUGUCAAAUUUUACCAUCUAUUGCAACAGAAAAUGUUUGCGACAUUUUCAGUCAUUCUAACAUUAAAGACCAACUGGAAACUGUUAGUAAGGAAAUUACCUUGCUGAAUUCGCAAAUUUCAGUAAUGAAACAAUUGCAAACAGAAACUUCGAUGUCUUCGGAUAAACACCAUCAGCAGCAGCAGCAAAUGUCAUCGUCAUCUUGUUCGCCAAAAAAAGUCAAAAAGAAAACCCUUAAGAAUUAUAAUAACUAUCCAACUGAAUGCAAAGCUUCAAUGCCCCGAGAACCUACUGUCAAGGGUUCACCAGAUGCUGUGGAACACAUAUAUGAAACCAUCCUAGAGGAUGGAGAAUCAGAUGUUUAUUAUUGCUCACCUUUUGAGGGCAUUAAUGAGCGGCGUGUUGAAGAAUGGCUCAAAUCUAUAGGAUGCCCGAAUUCAAAUAUUCACUGCAGUAUUAAGGAAAGAGGUCGAACAGAAAUUGAACCAAUAAGUGUUCGUUUGCAGAAGCACAACGAACCCAUUUUGGACGAUUACGAUAAUAGUUCAAGUGCUUAUAACACUGGUGGAUCAUGUAGCAGCGCAUUCUUAGCAUUUGAAACCAAACCCAGCACAGGUUCACAGAACGAUUGUCAGAAUUAUCGGGCUUUGGUAACAAAAUCUUUUAGUAAAACACAAUCAAAUCAAUUUAGCAGUGUUUGUCGAAAACCCGAUUUCGCAAUUAAUAAUAAAUGUCAAACUGAUGCAGGUCGAACCAAAAAACCGUCCACCGUUAUUUCCGAUGACAACCCAUCGAAAAACACCGAUUCUAAGGCUACUGCUGCUUCUGUUGCUGCUGCCGAUAGUGAUGGACAUUCAACAUUAGUGGCUAGAUCAAGUGUUUACAGAAUGUGUCAAUCAAAAGCCAUAGAAGAAUACAAAGAAAAGGAUAAGUCCGAAAUGGUUUGGAAAGUAAAACGACGUCCCGAUGGUUCUAGAUACAUUGUUCGUCGAGUUAUCAAGAAACACUCAAUAACAGAAAAUACUGAAAAUUCAGCCAUUCAUCAAGAGUCAGCUUCUGCAAUUGACAUAGAUUAUAAAAGACAGUUAUAUAGAGUAAAAGAGCGUAGUCGAACUCGACAUCAUAAGGCCCCCACAAUCCCGUCCAAGGAAAAACCUCAUUCUCAGCACUGGUUAGUGUAGAUUAACAUUAAGGUAGAUAGGCAUACCUAUCUACAGAAACGAAUACACGUUGCAGCAACCCCUUUAAAUUGCACCAAUAACUUUUUUGUUUAGUAAUUGAAACCGUUGCGUCGAAACGACAAAAAGACUGAUAUUAUAUAAAAUAUAAUUAUUAUAAUAAUUAAUAACACUGCCUUCUACCGAUUCUUAUGUUAAUUAUCAAAUCAACAUUAUCUUAAGAGUAAACUAAUGGACAGUAAAAUUCUUAAUUAAUUUAUUUUAUAUUUAAUUAUUCUGAAUAUAAAUAAAAU